Molecule: messenger RNA, 762 nt
Organism: Dissoconium aciculare CBS 342.82
Lineage: Eukaryota; Fungi; Ascomycota; Dothideomycetes; Mycosphaerellales; Dissoconiaceae
Product: phosphoglycerate mutase-like protein
Exons: 2
Coding region: 1-762 (253 amino acids)
Biological process (GO): ribose phosphate biosynthetic process
Molecular function (GO): sedoheptulose-bisphosphatase activity
Source: RefSeq, a predicted model, not a curated record
AUGACCACUCCUCGAGUUUUCAUCAUCCGCCAUGGCGAAACUGAAUGGUCACUGAAUGGCCGACACACUGGCACCAGCGAUAUACCCUUGACUGAGGCUGGCGAGGCCCGGAUCCGUGCCACCGGUCGAGCUCUGAUCGGCGACGACCGCCUCGUCGUACCGCGCAACCUCGCCCACAUCUACGUAUCGCCGCGCAAGCGUGCCCAGCGGACAUUGGAGCUUCUCGGACUGGGCUGCACAGCGCCGAUGCCGUGGGCCGCGCACGGCGAGGCGAUUCUUGACACGCCUCAUUCGACCGAUGCGCGGAUCGAGAUCGAUGAGCGGGUGUGCGAGUGGGAUUAUGGCGAGUACGAGGGCGUGACGAGCAAGGAGAUCCACAAGAUGAGGGCAGAGAAGGGUGAAUCGGUGUGGAACAUCUGGCGAGAUGGAUGUCCAGGUGGAGAAUCACCACAAGAGAUCACCGAGCGCCUCGACGCCAUCAUCGCCGACAUCAGACGACGGUUCCACGCCGAUGCCAUCGGGAAGCCAAAGAGCGAAAUCAAGAGACCAUACGAUGUCUUGAUCGUCGCCCACGGCCACAUCCUACGUGCUCUAGCGGGCCGCUGGGUGAAUAAAGACAUCGCUGACAAUCCGAGCCUCAUCUUGGAGGCAGGAGGAGUGGGCACGUUGAGCUACGAGCACCAUAGUUUGGAGGAGCCGGCGAUCCUUCUAGGUGGCGCUUUCAUGUCUGAUAUUGCGAAGACAAACGAGGAUGGGAAAUGA